Molecule: messenger RNA, 12059 nt
Organism: Apus apus (common swift)
Lineage: Eukaryota; Metazoa; Chordata; Aves; Apodiformes; Apodidae
Gene: PEAK1
Product: pseudopodium enriched atypical kinase 1
Exons: 7
Coding region: 461-5812 (1783 amino acids)
Biological process (GO): protein phosphorylation
Cellular component (GO): actin cytoskeleton; focal adhesion
Molecular function (GO): protein kinase activity; ATP binding
Source: RefSeq, a predicted model, not a curated record
GCCCGGAGUUAGUUUGUUGUGCGCGGCGGUGGCGGCGGCAGCAGCAGCGCCGUCCUGGGGAGUCGGGUCGUCUGCGGGGCCCGCUGUGUGUGGGUAGCCGGUCCUGACGGAGCUUCCUCGGCACGGCCGCCGUCUCCCGCUCGCCGCCUGCCUGCCGGAGGCGCCGCGGAGCCCCCCUGCCAGAAAAUGUUGCUGUCCUGAAGUCAUGAAGCACAGGGACUGAAGCAAAUUUGUCCAGAGAAGUAAGAAGUUUUGAAAUUCUCAGUGGGAUUUCUUGCUAGUGGCUGCACAAGGCUUUGCAAAGUCAACUGUUGGCACUGGAAUGGAUAAAAUGCCUCAAACUUCAGUGAAUGAUCACUGCUCCAAACAGUAGCCGUACUAAGUGAACAGAGUGGAAACAUAUGGAUGAAAUUCUUGCAUGCACUGAACAGCACAGCACCAAGCGCAGAGCUCUGGGAAAAUGUCUGCUUGCAAUGCCUUCACUGAGCACGUCUGGAAACCUGGUGAAUGUAAGAACUGCUUCAAGCCCAAAAGCUUGCAUCAGUUACCCCCAGUAUCUGAAAAAAAACCCCUCGCACAUGGCAACUUGAAACCCAAUGCAAACCAAAGUAACAGCCAUCGUGGGAGAAAUACAGGGAGUUUCCGACCACCUGUGGCAAAGAAACCCACCAUAGCUGUGAAACCCACCAUGAUGGUCGUCGAUGGGCAGGGGGUGUGCAGUGAAAUCAGCACACCAGAUCCGUGUGAGAAUAAAUCUGUGUCUGCAGGUUGGAACCGGAACAAAACUGUCUUGAACAAAAAACCACUGAACAAUAAUAAUGAAGAUGAGAUUGAAGGUUAUAGCAACGUUCACAGGGCUCGUGACAACAAUGAUGGUGGAGGUAAGAUACCAAAUAACAAUAAUAAUGGACUGACAGAAGUUUUGAAGGAGAUUGUGGGUUUGGAUACCACACCUCAGCUAACUGGAAAUGAAAUGAACUCAAGAGAAAACUUCUUGGGAAGAAUAAAUAAUUGUUAUAAAAGAUCAUUGGAAAGAAAGAUCCCUCCAAGCUGCAUGAUGGGUGGAAUGAAGGAUUCACACAGUAAGCACGUUAUUCUGAGCGGAAGCACUGAAGUAAUAAGUAAUGAAGGUGGACGUUUCUGUUAUCCAGAGUUCUCUAGUGGAGAUGAGAGUGAGGAUGACACGUUUUUUGGCAGCAUGCAAGAAGAGCAUGAGAGCUGGGAUGAAAGUGACGAAGAAUUGCUAGCAAUGGAGAUUCGUAUGAGGGGCCAACCUCGCUUUGCUAAUUUUAGAGCUAACACGCUCUCUCCUGUUCAGUUCUGUGUUGACAAAAAAUGGAACACUGUGCCCCUUAGAAACAAGUCUCUCCAGCGGAUCUGUGCAGUAGAUUAUGAUGACAGUUAUGAUGAAAUUUUAAAUGGUUAUGGGGAAGAGACUGUGAUUCUGUAUGGGCAAGAAAGCAUGCAGAGCAUGGCAUCUUCUGAUUCUACAUCUCCUGAUUCUUCUUUGACAGAAGAAUCUCGUUCUGGAACAACCAGCAGUUCUUCACAGAAGCUCUGUAAUGGAGGGCUAUCUCCUAGUACUCCUCAGGACCUCAAAUUGAUUGAACCAGAAUAUGAAAGUCUUUGUGACAAUCAACAAAUGAAGGAUGUGUCAAAAGCUCCCAGAAAUGUUCCAAAAAGUCUAGAAACUCACAAGGCAGUCCUUGCACUUCGACUGGAAGAGAAGGAUGGCAAAAUUGCUGUGCAGACUGAUAAGCAAGAGAAUAAAAGUCCCUCAGAUGUUGGUGGCCAAGCUGUAACUAUAAAUUUGGUGCCUGUGGAAGAACAAGCUAAACCCUACAGGGUGGUGAAUAUGGAACAACCAGUUUGCAAGCCAUAUACUGUAGUAGAUGUAUCAGCCGCCAUGACCAGUGAAUGUAAGGAGAAUCAGACUGAAACCUCAGAAACCAAAAAAACAUCGUCUAACCCAAGCUCACCAGUAACUCCAGGCACACCUAUUACAUCCUCUGCAGCAUCACCUGUACGAGUAAAUGCUAAUCUGAAAAAAUCCAGUGCAAUCAGAUACCAAGAAGUAUGGACUUCUAGUACUAGUCCAAGACAGAAGAUACCCAGGGUAGACUUCACUGCUAACAGCUCAGGACCUUCUGUUCCUCCCAGGAAGGCAAGCCACAAGUCAGCUCCUACUUCACCUACAGCUACAAACGUUUCUUCAAAAACUGUCCCAGUUAAGUCUCCCAAUUUAUCAGAGAUAAAAUUCAACAGCUACAAUAAUGCUGGCAUGCCACCUUUUCCUAUUAUCAUUCAUGAUGAGCCCACUUACGCUAAGAGUUCCAAAAAUGCUAUUAAAGUUCCUAUUGUAAUAAAUCCAAAUGCAUAUGAUAACCUGGCUAUCUACAAAAGCUUUCUAGGGACCAGUGGAGAGCUGUCCAUCAAAGAUAAAACUACUAGUGUAAUAAGUCACACAUACGAAGAAAUAGAAGCAGAAAGCAAAAUGACUGAAGCUACAGGAAGUAAACCCACUGAGUUUUCCCAAGCCAGGGGGGUGACUAAUAGCUCUGAAUGCAGGCUGGGUUCUGUGGCUCAGAAGGUCCAAGAGUUCAAUAGCUGUCUCAGUAAAAGUCAGAUAUCACCACAGAGGAGUUCUGACCACAGCUCCCCAUUAAGAGUUCAAAAGACAACACAAGAGACUGCAGCAAAACCAGAUGUAACACCAGAGGCUUCUGUGAGCAGCAGCAGUGGUCGGGAGAACGCAAGUGCGGUGCUUUCACAGAUUGUGGCUUCUAUCCAGCCUCCACAGUCUCCUCCAAAAACACCUCAGGCUGCACCCAAGUCUUGUAGUGUAGAAGAACUGUAUGCCUUACCCCCUGAUGCAGACUCAAGUAAAAACACCCUGGUACGACCCAAAUCUCUGUUUACAUCACAGUCUGAAAUAGAGUCAUCCAAGACAGUGGAAAAUGCUGCCAGUAAAAUACAGAAAGAUUCACAGCCAGUUGCCACUCACUCUCCACAGGCAGCGAGAGCCACCCCAAACACCACAAGUCCCAAAACAGAGCAGGCACCGCCAUUUCCUCCUCCACGGUCCACUUCUUCACCCUAUCAUGCAAGUAACUUGUUGCAAAGACAUUUCAGCAAUUGGACCAAACCAAACAGUCCCACCAGGUCAACAGAGGCCGAGUCCAUCCUCCAUUCGGAAGGUCGGCGAGCUGCCGACGCGAAACCCAAACGCUGGAUAUCGUUUAAGAGCUUCUUCCGCCGUCGGAAAACUGACGAGGAGGAAGAGAAAGAGAAAGAAAGAGAGAAAGGAAAAUUGGUGGGUCUUGAUGGAACUGUUAUACACAUGCUCCCCCCUCCUCCAGUCCAGCGUCAUCACUGGUUCAGUGAGGCCAAGUCAGACUCCAGUGAGAAGCCGUCGAUUGUUUUCAUGUACAGAUGUGAGGUGGCACAGGCUGAGCCCAAGGCUGACCACCAAAACAAGACUGAAGCAGAGGCUGCUAUUGCCAAUGCACUGGCAAAAGACCAAGGGGAAACGCAAGAAAAGCCUCCAGAGAGCUCUGACCAGGACACAGCCAGCCCUUCAUCACCACCUCAGAUUGCCAAGAAGAUCCCCAGCACAUCAGAACACUGUGGAAUCAAUGGCUCGCCAGAGUUUCAAGACAUGAUUAAAAGACUCAAGAAGGCCCUGAAAGAAUUUCCUUUAAUGGGGAAUUGUGUGAGUGAGUACAGUGGUCAAGUGCCUGAUGAUACGACACUGGAGGAGUUGUCCCCUCGUGUUCCUAGAGCUGUGUUUGUGAAGCAGGACAAUGGCGGCUGUGCCUCAGUCAUACCAGUGUCAUCUGUCCGUGCCCCACAGGGCGAGGAGGAAAAGGAAGAAGCUUCAAAUUCUCCUGACUUAAACCCUUGCAGUGCUACUUACAGCAAUUUAGGACAGUCUAGAGCAGCCAUGAUACCUCCAAAACAGCCGAGGCAACCAAAGGGAGCUCUGGAUGAUGCUAUUGCCUUUGGAGGCCUAAUAGACCAGGAAACAAGGACCAACUUACAGCCAACACCACCUCCACUGCCAAAGAAAACAAUUUUGAGAGCUAACACAGAGCCAACUCCCAGAGAUCUCCAGAAACAGGCUCUGGAAAACAACCUGUGCAUUGUGCCCAAUCCCACCUAUGACAUUGACACCAAUUGGGAAGCAAGCAGCGCCUGCUCUUCCAUCAGCCUGGAGCUCAAGAUAUUGGACAAUGAGUCAGGAGAUUCCUUGGACAGGCCUACAGAAAAACUAAGGGCAACCACCUCAGCAACUAACAGUGUUUCCAGCCUAACCACUAUCAGUAUUAAGGACCGCUGUUCCAAUAGCAUGGAGUCUCUAACAGGGAGACGCGUCUCGCAGACUAAGCAGGGCAAAGGUGUCCAAAAGCCUCAAAGGCAAGCACUUUAUCGAGGAAUUGAAAACCGAGAAGAGGUGGUGGGCAAAAUCCGAAGCCUUCACACUGAUUCACUGAAGAAGCUGGCACUUAAAUGUGAAGACUUGUUCAUGGCUGGACAAAAAGACCAGUUGCGAUUCGGGGUGGACAGCUGGUCGGACUUCAGGCUCACCAGUGACAAGCCAUGCUGCGAGGCAGGUGAUGCAGUUUACUACCCAGCUUCUUAUGCAAAAGAUCCUCUCAACAAUUACGCAGUCAAGAUUUGUAAGAGCAAAGCAAAGGAAUCCCAGCAGUAUUAUCACAGCCUUUCUAUCCGGCAGAGUCUGGCUAUCAACUUUAACAUCCAACAGGACUGUGGCCAUUUUCUUGCUGAAGUGCCAGUUCGUCUCCUUCCAUGGGAGGAUGCUGAUGCACCAGAGAUGGAGGAAGAAGAGGAAAAAGAGCCUGAGCAGAAGAACAGAGAUACUCUUUCCAAUACAGAGGCUUCACAGAAAGACAGCUCAGGCACCAUCAGCAAGCCACGCAGCCGUGUCGUGGUCAUCACACGGGAGGUUCCGUACUUAACAGUGGCUGAUUUUGUGCGGGAAUCUGCACCUCGCCAUGCAAAAAGCCCAGAUUUGUAUGAGAGGCAAGUCUGUCUGCUCCUUCUACAGCUGUGUUUGGGCCUGGAGCACCUGAAACCCUAUCAUAUCACACACUGUGAUCUGCGAUUAGAGAACCUGCUGCUGGUUCAUUCCAGACCAGGAGGCAGCCCUCUGAGCUCUGAGUCCACAGAACCCAGUCCCAGCACAGCUUGUCCAGCCAGAUUAAUAGUGAGCAAUUUCUCCCAGGCCAAGCAGAAGAGUCAUAUGGUGGAUCCUGAGGUCCUACGGGAUCAGUCCCGCCUGGCUCCAGAAAUCAUCACUGCAACACAGUACAAAAAGUGUGACGAGUUCCAAACUGGUAUCCUUAUCUAUGAAAUGCUGCACUUACCCAAUCCCUUUGAUGAGAAUCCAGAGCUGAAAGAGAAGGAGUAUACUCGUGCUGAUCUCCCCAAGAUUCCUUGCCGUUCUCUCUACUCUCAAGGGCUUCAACAGCUGGCCAGCUGCCUGCUGAAUCCCAACCCUUCAGAGAGGAUCCUAAUAUCGGAAGCCAAGGGAAUCCUUCAGUGUUUGCUUUGGGGCCCACGUGAGGACUUGUUCCAUGCUCUAAGUACAUCUUCCAACCCCUCGCGGAGAGAUGCUGUACUUCAGAACUGGCUGGAUAUAAAAAGGACGCUGCUGAUGAUCAAGUUUGCAGAGAAGUCCUUUGACAGGGACUGUGGAGUUAUUCUGGAAGACUGGCUUUGUUGUCAAUAUCUGGCUUUUGCCACUGUAGACUCACUUCGUCGCAUUGUGAGAAUCAUGCAGCAGCACUAGUUAGCAGAGCCUGUUGCUUUUCAUGAAGCACCCCCCACCUCCACCCUAGCCCUCACUCCAGCCUGCCCUGGGGCUCACACUUUGUACAAGUGUUAGAAAAUAGCCUAGAUAUCAAAGCCAGCAACUCUGAGCAAAUAGAUUCUAAUAGGAGGAAUUGUAUCCUGUACCCAAUACGAUAGAAACUUUACUUUUUUGCCAGACCUCUUAGGGAUUGAUGUACAUGACUGUAUUUGGAUCAGACAAUAUGUAACUUGAUUAAUAUCUGGCUGAAAAGAAGAGCAAACUUUGAUACCACUAUUUAUACCACUGCAGUAAACAAAUUGCCCUCCUCUUCUGGGUAGUUUCUGUCAUUUCCAUAUGUAGCAUUGGUUAGUGAAUAGCAGUGACCAUAAGCAGAGAUGGUUUAGUUAUCAAUGUGAGAUGAAUGAUCCACCAUGCCACAAAACACUCAUUCGCUUAUGUUCCACAUACCACACAAUUUUCUCUCAGCUUAGUCCCCCACAAGCGAGCUGGACUCCUCUUUCCUUUGGUCUCAACCAAACAAAUUCUGGUCUUUCUUUUACACUUUAUGCCUUCUUUUUUUCCCUCCCUAGAUGUGGUUAUCCUGCUGACUGUGCCAAGUAUCAGUGGGCAGUAAGCAUCUGUGUUCAGUCCUCUUCCCUCCUUCUCUGACUCAUUGCCUACCCAUAUCCUUUCCAACCACAGAUCCAUGAUUUCAACAAUGCCGCCUUAAUCAGACUAUUACCCUUAGCUUAAGUCCUCUGGAGUAAGAAGCAGAAUAUGCACACUUUGUCUAUCCCAUUUCCUACAUGGUAUUCACUAGUCUGGACUGUUGGUGCACUCCACCUUUAUACGAGAACAACACAACACAUGGUGGGCAACUGAAAUUCCCCUUCCAUCAUAAAAGGCACUAAAGCCUGACUUGAAGUGGAUAAGACAUAACCUUCUCUGACAAUCACUGCUAUGAAUCGGGGAUGAAAAUAACAGCCACCUCUUCUAUUUUUUUUUUUUUUGUUUGUUUGCUCUUGUCACUUGUGCCAUAUUGCAAAGUGGGACUGAAAUUGGCUCUGUUGGUAUGUUGGCAAGAGAUAGAUAUGUUUAGAGCUUGUCUGUGUGUAGCUAACAGGCCACAUGGAGAUGAUUUUCCUGCAGACACAGCUCUCUGAAGGGUAGAAACAAGGGGGCAAAAACACAGUUAUUUAAUUACUGAGGGAGCUGUUAAGUUUGGCAGCCAUAACUAACAGUAUCGUGAUCCAUUUUUCCCACAGCGGUGUUUGGCUGCCUAUCUCUUGUCUGCUGUAACUAGUGUUUUCUAAUGUUGCUAUAGACGACGCCCUAAAGAUGGAAUGUUGUAAGAAUAGCUCAAAGAGCAUAGCAAACAGUUUUGGACUGGAGCAGGAAUUAGUAAGUAUUAAAGAGAGAACAUUUUUUAAAAUUCAACCUGAAGGAGCUUUUCACUUUUAGAGGCCAUUGCUGACUUCCUUCCCUGACCUAACAGCUAUUUCCUAUGGAACUCUGGAGUUGUACAGGCAGUAUCUUUGCUCAGUAUUGCUAGGCUCUGAAUUGUUUCCUGAAUCACUCUGAAGUAUUGAUCUGGAUGCAGGGAAAAAGUGAUACCGGAUAUUCUAACCCGGGUGAUGGAAAGCAGACAGCCCUAGUUAUGAGCCUGUGCUUCUUUCCUAUGGAUCUAUGUGCAAUUCUUGUAUGUAUUAUUAAAGCUGUACAUUACAGUGUUCACUUUACACACCAGCCUUUACCUGAUGCUAAAUCUGCAGCCCCUUCCUUUAUUUCCCUGGCACAUAAACGCACAGAUACCCCUGUGUUCUUUUUAUGGAUUGAUGUUUCAUUUUAAUUGUUAAAACUGUGAGGAAUCAAUUCACUUCAGCCUUGAAACAAACAGCCACUUUAUACAGCAUAUGCAUGCUUGGACCAGAUGCAUGGAAACUGAACAAACAGUCCUGCAGGCUUAAAGUCAGCAAAACUAGCUCUGGAUCCAUGCUGUACAUUUGGAGGGGUUGAAAUGUCUAUAUUAUUCUUCUCUGGCAUCUAUCAGAGCUACGCUGAAUAGUGUGUGGAAGCCUACAUCGAUUGUGCCGUAGUAUAUAGACUGUCUUUGUGACCUUUCUAAAGAUUUUUUUGAAACUUCUGAUUAUUAUUCUUGUGUUUGAUUCACCUGUAUCAGUGAAGGAUCAGGCAAGGAUAAGGAUAAUAUAUUUUAAUGUGAUAUAAUUUUUUUUUUUCUUUCUCUUUUUGGCAAAAAGGUUAGGAUGCUGGCAUUGCAGAAAGAGGACAAUGCAUUAAAAGCCCAAGUGCAAUGUAUGUAGUUGAGGUACUUCCACUACAUCGGGAAAGAAAGUGUCUACACUACUGCUGAGCAGCUCGUAGAAGAACCUUUACAAAGAAUCACACGUUCAAUGCAGCCCUGCUUUAUCUGGACACAGGAGGGCAAUGCUCUCAUAGAUGAAAUACACCGAGCAUGACAAGUCACUCGCAUAGUAUCUGCUAGCUAGCUAUUAGUCACAAUGGUUGAGCUACAAAUAAGGCUUCUUGUUCUCCGUGGUCUGGUUUUGUGUUUCGUAGUGCAUGUGAGCACAUACCUUCUCAGCUAACUCACAUAGGCUGUACAAGCAAUUUUGGACCACUUGCCAUGGCAGUGGGCUCACUUCUUGAAGCUGGUAGGUGGUUCCGUGUUCAUGGACACGUGUUCUCAAUGUCACUUUCAUGUCAACACGCACAUGAAAAGUUGAAUUUUGAAUGUUUUACAACCAUACGUAUUUAAUGCAGCUGGUUAUCUCUAGUUGUCUAAUUUCAGUUUGUAUCUUUUGUGAUGAACCAAUACUCAUUUUAGCUCUGCAGUGUAAUCAAGCAUGGAUAGAUGUUCACUACCAAUCUCUUUCUUGUGCAGCACUGGGUAAACUUUAGCAAUUUAUAAUGUUGUGUGUUUCUUUAAAAAAGAAAGAAUGGUAAAAGUAGUCGAACACAAUCUGGCCUGAGCUAUUCCUUGGGGAGCUUGAGGCUGAAUUUGCAGAUAUGCCCGUAACUGAUGACUGUAACUGUGUUUGUGGUGAUUCUCCAUCCUGGCAACAGACUGUGCAACAUAAAUAUCUGAGAAUGUAUGCAUUAAACUUGAUUGUAAGCAAAUCCUAAGAAUGCUACAGCAUAAUUGCUAAGCAAAAGGAAAAAAACCCGCUCUGUCUGUAUCUGGGAUCCUGUGUAUGACAGGAACAAAACCCCUGGCUGUGCAUGGUAUAAACUUGAAUACGUGCACAGAUCUUGAAUUAUUUUUUUGGUUUUUUUUAGCAAUGUCGCACUUUCAGUUGAGCUCAAGAAAUAGGAAGAGCUGCAAAUCUAAGAUAGCAGUAUUGACUGUAAAUAUAUAUUUUUCUAUUAAUAAAAGCUGUCAUUCAAAUAUUUUUAACAUUAACUCUAGAGAUUUUUCCAGCGGAAACUAAUUUCUGGAAAAAUCAAAGUGCUUGUUUGAAGAAUUGUGAUGAGUGGUUUCUGAUCCUAUUAGAGCCAUUAAAAACCUCUCUAAUCUUACAGAGAGAGCACAGUGAUUGGAUUCACAAUAUUUAGUGCCUUGUCAAAAAACUGAAAUGUAGCUGGUCAGUUGGUGGAAAUCUUACUUUUUUCAUAAUUGCCCUAGAAAUAAUACUGGCCACAUUAAGAUGCAAAAGACUUUACAAAUAAAAUGCUUUACUUUGAUAUGAUAAUGAGUUGAUCUACUCAGUGAGAGUUGGUUUUGGAGUUUGUGAGCAAGUUCCUUUGAGUUGUUUGUAGUACAGCAUAAACCUGAAGUAACAAAUUUGUGGACUUCCAAAUUUGCAUCUGCACAUGGAGAAUAAUAGUGGAUAACAAGUCAAUUGGUCUAGACUGACCACACCAUGGAAAGAAGCCUAUUGCUUUGACAAUCUACUGCAGGCACUCAGCUUCUAGGAGACGAGGAAUCGGAUUAGUCUGGAAGAAGUGGUGAAGGUAAGAUGUACUGCUCCUGCUUUAGGUAGUGGAUGUGCUGCACACCAUACCAUAUGGUGUGAAAUGCAAAUCUCUGUUAAAGCAGGAGUUCUAAAAAACUGCUCCUGAGAUGUUAAGGAGAAUGGUUUUGUUUUGUAUUUUUUAAAUGGGAAUUACUUAUUCACUAAUUAUCUUUCAAACCUCAGCUCUGAUCGAGUCAGUAUGCAUAACCAGGUGAAUAUAAAAAGAAUCUACUAGUGAAAACUUGUCUACAAAUUUUCAGGAAUAAGGGAAUCCAGACUUUUUAUGCUGGAGCCCGUGGAAUGUUCAAAUAUAGAAGCCUGGUCUCACUUCAGUAUUCAGACACUAUGAAAUCAGUAACUCAAGACAGGAUAUCAUGUUGCUGGCUCUCAGACAAGAAUGCCUCUAGCAUUUACAGAAAUGUUCCACCUUAAAUAUUUUUUGCUCCACACAUCCCAUCAGCACCCAUGAGCUAUUAACUGAUCAUCUUUACGUUUUAACACAGGGGAAUUCCCACAUUAAUUAGAGAGAAAAAUACAUUCUUUAAAUAAAUCACAUCUGUUAGGAUUCAGCUACUUGGAGAAUUAAUUCAGCAGCUUCACACUCUAGGUCCUUAACCUUAGCAGGUAAAAAUAGUCUUUGCUGCUGAGAUAAAAUGUGUCUGUUUCCCAAUUCUUGUGCUGAGAUGCCCUGCUUAAAUUAAUUUUUUUUUUUGUUUGUAAUAGCAAUUAAAUUCAUAUGUAAAUAUAAAUUAAAUGUUCCUGGUUUUAUUUAAAUAUAACUUUUCUGGGGGAUAGAAUAGAAACUGAAUCAGACCUUUCCAUGCACUUUCCCCCUUUUCCCAAAUAGGAAGUAAGCUGUUUCUCUGUAGAAACAGUACAUGACCAUUAUUCUCUUUGUGACUAGGCCAUCUAUUUUACUCUGAUAUUGCAGAGGUAGUGUUGGUUCUGCCAAAUCUCCCAUAAAACCUAGAGCACAAUCAGAGCCCUUCAGUCCACAUAGAGAGGGAUUGAGGAUGAUUCAGUUAUGCAGGAAGAUAACAUCAAAGAAGUGCAGAGCAUAAUUUUAAAUACCUCUAUAAAAACAUACCUGUGGAAAUAUUGUCAAUGGUCAUCUGAAUUCCGAACACUCCAAGGGAGAAAUACACAAUAAAUACUGUUCAGAAGAAAUAUUGGGGAGAAAUUUCUUCAGGACACGCUCAACUCCAAAAGGAGGAGCAGUCUUUCCCACUGCCGUGUUGCAUAGAGUUUCUAGUAGACAUUUGUACAGAUUUUCUUUUUCACCUGGAUGCAGUAUUAGAAAGAUGGUGAUUUUGAACAGAUGUAGAAUGUAAUUUGAAUAAUUUCCUGUAAAUCUCCUUGCAUUGGUGCUCCACUCAGCAUUUAGUUGGAAACCACAGAAUGCUUUCAGAUCAAGUAGAGUUGCCAGUGAGAAAUGAAAUGCUCAACUUAUCUGUACAUAAGCAUUUUGCCACUCUACAGAUUUUAAGAAUUUGGUUUGUACUUCAGAUGAUAAAGAUUUUUUUUUUUUCCCAUGAAUCCAAGGGGAAGAUUUCAGGGAUUUAGGAGAGGUUAGAACUCUUUUUAUACGGAGGAAGUAUUUGUUCAUAUAUAUAUACAUACAUAUAUAUAGGAGUGCGAGUGGGCGUGUUUUACUAUAUAUAUGUAUGUAUAUUAAUUUUUGUAUCCCAAAAGUAUUCUUUGCCCCUUUUUGCUUGAAAAUAUAUAUAUUAUAUAUUGUAUAUAUAAUAUAUAUUUAAGAGUGUAUAAAUUUGAAUAUAGUCAUUUCAUAAAUAACACCUCUUCAAAAAUCAAAAUUUCUGUUUCUUUGUCCUUUGACUUGUUGGUAUUAGAAGGUUUUGCAGUUGAAAUCUUUGGGUUUUUUUCUUUUAAAACUUAAUUAUGCUGAGCAUUUAAGAAUAUGUUCAUGUUUUUAAUAAAAGGGGUGAAUUUAUUUUUAAAUUAAAGAUUCCAAAAUUGGUGGACUUUUGUAAAUGGGAUUUCUUUAGAUCCCUUGAAUAAGGGAUUUUUUCUUAAUUUUUUUAAUUUCAACUCCAUUCUUGUGGGUAAUUUGUAUUUGGAAUUCCUGGUUGCAUUGUUUUAUCUGGUGCUUCAUAUUGAUAUUUACACGUUUUUAUAUAAAUACGUAUAUAAACUUCAAGCCUUCCUUUGUGAUCAGGGGCAGUUACACUCUGGUUUGCUGUGGUACUUUGCUGUGUACUCUGUGGCAUUCAUGUUACUGUGUAAAUAAACUAGUUUUAUUACACGCAAAA